Asterias rubens (European starfish) is the source of this 3256-nucleotide messenger RNA. Its product is annotated as neurogenic locus notch homolog protein 1-like. The coding region runs from base 203 to 2422 and encodes 739 amino acids. The record is from RefSeq and is a predicted model, not a curated record. The transcript has 14 exons. NCBI's taxonomy places the organism in Eukaryota, Metazoa, Echinodermata, Asteroidea, Forcipulatida, Asteriidae.
AGAUAACACCAUCAUCUCUCCGCAUGUUUCAUGUUAUCCUUCUUCUGGUAGCUCGUUUUAUAUCGGCCGGACUGAAGUUACUUGUAGUGUCUUUGACGGCUUCAACAAUGUUUCAGACUGUGUCUUUGUUGUCACAGUUCAAGAUUUAGAAAGCCCACUUGUGACGUGUCCCGAUACCACCAAUGCGAAUGUGGACCCAGGAAUGGCAGACGCUGCUGUAGACUGGUCCCCGCCUCCAUUAGCUGUUGACGCUGCUGAAGGUGUUGUCAAAGUCAGAUGCUAUAAUGAAGACGACCAAGUUGUGCAGACUGGAGACAGAUUUCAACCAGGGACGACAGAUGUCACGUGCUCAGCUUCAGAUAGCAGCGGGAAUGAAAACAGUUGUGAAUUUGUCAUCACAGUCACAGAUAACGAAGGCCCCAUCGUAACCUGCCCAACUAAUCGCAGACAAAAUGUAGAGUCCGGAAUGGCGGAUGCAACAGUAGACUGGUCCCCGUUACCGUCGGCCCAAGAUGUCGUCGAUGGUCCUGUACGUGAUGUAACCUGUGUCAAUGAAGCCGGAGACAAGGUUGAGUCAGGGAACCGAUACUCUGUUGGUGAUUCUGUGACCAUGUGUUCGGCAUCUGAUUCAAGUGGUAAUGAGGGAGAUUGCAGUUUCGUCAUCACAGUCGUCGACAACGAAGCUCCAAUCAUGACGUGCUCGAAAGACCUGGAAGCAGAGGCACCCAAAGGCAUGACGUAUGCGACCAUAGAGUGGUCCCCAGUCCCGUCAUGUAUCGAUGUAGUCGACGGUGUUUCGGACGUAACGUGUAGAAAUGACAGAGGCGACGUCGUUGAGAGUGGGGACAACUUUUCAGUGGGUGUGACGACAAUAACUUGUACAGCCUCUGAUAAAAGUGGCAACGAGGGAAGUUGUGAAUUCAGCACUAACGUUACAGGAUGCCCGGUCAUAUUCAUGUGCCAAAAUGGUGGGAAGUUUUCUUACAAGUCAUGCAGCUGUGAUUGCUCACCGCCUUACGCUGGAAGCAACUGUACAGAUUGCCAACCUUGUCAAAAUGGCGGAUCGUACCAGAAUGCCGUGACGUGUGGAUGUGACUGCCCAAACCUCUACACCGGUUUGCUGUGUUCAGUUUGUCAAAGUGGAGAUGUAUGUCUGAAUGGGGGAACCUUGGAGGAAGACACGUGCUCUUGCGGUUGCGCAGAUGGCUGGACAGGGAGAUAUUGCUCAGAGACUACGAGUUGUGUUCCCAGUGACGAGUAUCCAGAUCCACCCGGUGGAGUCGUGAUUGAGAAAAGGAUAUCAAUUGAAAUAGCCGUCAUUUCUCCAGUUAUUGAGAAUAAAAAAUGUGACACAACCGUCAAUAAGAACUCUGACGUGUGUUUGCACCUCGUCACUGAAUUCAGACAAGCGGUAGAAACGGAGUACUCUUUUCUAUCAGGUUUUGACCGCGUUGAAAUCAAUCAGGACGAUCUCAAGCCCGGUAGUGUGAUUGUGCCCCACGAGGUGGUAUACGACUACGGGAAGAUGACCCCAUCAGCCCGGGCCCUCUCCGCCGUUGGUAUCUACGAGAAGACCGUCUGGAAGGCAGUUCAGUCGGGUUGGCUUGGGGUUCUACAAAUACCGACGGAGUGUCGAAACUGUUCAACACAAACUGAUAAGACCUACAUGUGCAACACAGAGAAACCUCAAUGUCCCAUAGGACUUGACCUUGUGGAGAUGCACAAUAGUCAGGGAACCUGGUGCUACUACGUAUGUCAGUCACGCUGCAAAGCCGCAGCUGGUUACUGUGGGGAAGGGACGUGCUAUCAGGAACCAGACAGUGACGGAAUAUUAUGCAGUUGUCCUCAAUCGCCAGAGAUACUCUAUCUCGGCAGUCACUGUCAGCUACGAGUCCAUCUCAUUGGGUUCUACGUUGGUUGCGGGAUUGGAGGCACUACGAUACUUCUACUGAUUAUUAUCUUGGUGGUUUGCUUGAUUCAACGUAGAGAAGAAAUCAACAAGUAUAAGCUGGUGAAUGGAGGAGAUGGACAAGAGAAAGGGAGUGCUUCAGACGAUGGGGUAAGGGGCCAGUUGUACAUGGUGGACGGGGAUAUCUUCCCUAGCAGCCCCAUGUACGGAUCAAGCAACUCCCCGGAUACCACUCACCUCUACCCGUACUCUUACAUCUACGGUAAGAAAGGCGGCUACGCGAACAAACUCAAGACCGAGAUCUUCUGGUCAGAGUCAGCCGUGGAGGUAGCUGACGAGACGGCCCAAGAACCCACCGACAUCGUCACCGACGAGCAGACCAACGAGAGCUUCGAGAGGCUUCAAGUUGGCCCAGUAAAGAAACAUAGGAACUGGUACUUCUGGGGGAACCUUGCAGACCCAUUGAAGGGGGAGACGAAACUUAUUCGGAUGGUCAGUGGAACCGAUGACUAGAAAUUAUUAACAAUGAGAAAACAAACGAUACAGGGGGGGGGGAUAAUACGGAACUUGAUUGUAAAAAGAAUCAAUUCAUUUUUGGAUAGAGAUUUGAAACAAUAGGCUAUACAUUAUUUAGGCGCAAUGAGUAGAUGUAAUGUUUUCUAAAAAUGUUCUUCUUUAUUAUUGCUUUGUGAGACCAGUCUGCAAAUAAUGUGUUGUGAUAAAUGUAUGUUGUAAUUGUUCCUUUGUAAUAGCUUUACUAAUAUUUACCUUGACUAAACGAACGUGUCACUAGAUUUGCCGUUUUGUAGAACCAAAGGGUAUGUUUAACAUUGAUAAGAGUACACAAACUAAUGUGUCAUGGCAGAAAACUUCCUUUGAAUUAUUUGACUGAAAAGCAGUAGGUUUUGAGAAAUGAGUAAAACAAAUUAUAUUUAGUUUAUUAAGUACGUAUUGGUUUGCAAGUCCAAAACUAAAUGUUUGAAAACAGUACAAACAAAGUAUUCCCCCUUUUUCUCUCGUGACUCCAAUGACCGAUUUCUAAAAUUUUUAAAGGUUUGAUAUUUAUAUACAUGCAUUGAGUCACAUGAAUUGUGGAUAGACACCAGCGUUACACAUGUGCUUUAAGUGCGGGGAGGUGGGGGGAGUUUAGGUAAUAGAAGAUCUGUCACGACUUCCCACACAAAUUACUGUAAUAGUUUCAAUAACUGCUUUUAUAUGUAGUUCGUUAUACAUUAUGCAUAGACCCAGUUGAAGCAAAACCUUUCAGUCUUAACGAACACAAACAAUUAUAUAGAUCUCUCAUUAAUAUAAAAAUAGGAGCCGGUUAUAGAUACUAUACGAUGCCCC